Molecule: messenger RNA, 873 nt
Organism: Apaloderma vittatum (bar-tailed trogon)
Lineage: Eukaryota; Metazoa; Chordata; Aves; Trogoniformes; Trogonidae
Product: arylamine N-acetyltransferase, pineal gland isozyme NAT-10
Exons: 1
Coding region: 1-873 (290 amino acids)
Molecular function (GO): acetyltransferase activity
Source: RefSeq, a predicted model, not a curated record
AUGAACCUUGAAGAGUAUUUUACGAGAACUGGCUAUAAAGGUUCCCUUGAAAAACAAGAUCUGGAAACCUUGACCGAUAUAUUCCAGCACCACAUCCGUGCUGUUCCCUUCGAAAACCUCAGCAUCCAUUGUGGGGAGAAAAUUACGUUGGAGUUGGAGCAUGUUUAUAACAAAAUCGUGCGGAAGAAGCGGGGUGGGUGGUGCAUGGAGAACAACCAGCUCUUGGGAUGGGUCCUGAAGCGCCUGGGUUACGACGCCAGCUUUCUGGGAGCCUACGUGUUCAAUCCACAGCAAAAUGCGUACGCCAACCUCAUGACCCACCUCCUUGUAAAGGUGGUUAUCGAUGGCAAAGUCUAUAUUGUUGACGGAGGCUUUGGCGUAUCCUAUCAGAUGUGGCAACCGAUGGAGCUUGUGUCAGGGAAAGACCAGCCCCAGGCUCCCGGUGUCUUUCGCUUCACAGAAAUAAAUGCCAUCUGGUACCUCGAGAAACUAAGACGGAAACAAUAUGUCCCCAAUCAAAAUUUCUCUAAUUCUGAUCUCCUGGAGAAAAAAGAGUGUCGGAAGGUUUAUAUGUUCAGCCUGGAGCCACGGACAGUGGAAGAUUUCUAUUACCAGUGCACGUACCUUCAGACGUCUCCAGAUUCCCUCUUCACAAAGAAGUCCAUCUGUGCCCUCCAGACCACCGACGGUUUUCAUGCGCUAAUUGGGUGGACACUCACCAAGACCACGUACAACUACAAGGAAAAUACGGAUCUGGUAGAAUUUGUAACUCUCGAAGAUGAAGAGGUGGAAAAGACACUCAAAGAGAACUUCAACAUAACCCUAGAUAAAAAACUUGUCCCAAUUAACAUCAAAGGAAUUUAUACCAUCUAG